Molecule: messenger RNA, 978 nt
Organism: Colletotrichum lupini
Lineage: Eukaryota; Fungi; Ascomycota; Sordariomycetes; Glomerellales; Glomerellaceae
Product: bZIP transcription factor
Exons: 3
Coding region: 1-978 (325 amino acids)
Cellular component (GO): RNA polymerase II transcription regulator complex
Molecular function (GO): DNA-binding transcription activator activity, RNA polymerase II-specific; transcription cis-regulatory region binding
Source: RefSeq, a predicted model, not a curated record
AUGCUGAGUCAGAACCGGAGCUUGAAGAUGCAGAGCGCUUCACCCUCGUCCUCUGCGAAUACCACCACUAACACAGACGCCCACUUGCGCGCGCAGCUUGAGCUACUCAGCAAGCAUACCGCGCCCGGCUCGACAGACAACGCGACCGGCCCAGCUCGUGGAGCUCGCCCUCAAGCUCCCAACCCUUUGACCGCGUCACCACCGCCGCCGGCACAUGGCUAUAGUAACGGCUCUACAUCGCCCACUGACGUCUUGCCACCGAUAGUUAAUAACCAGGCCGACCCGGAAGCGCAUAUCCACCCUGACCUUCGAGCUCGAAUCACGCAAGCUCCAGCCGUCAACAUGAUGCCCGCUGGUGUACCACCUCAACCGCAGCAGCAAAUCGCGCCUCCCGUGACGGCUGCCGGUCCUUCCAUUGCGCCUCCUACUCAUUCUCCUACAGAAAUGGACUUGGAUGACGGCGCGGAGGGUCGCAAAGCUAAGCGCGAAUUGUCACAAUCCAAGCGCGCCGCGCAAAACCGAGCUGCCCAGAGAGCUUUCCGUCAGCGAAAGGAGGGAUACAUCAAGAAGCUUGAGCAGCAAGUUAGAGACUACAUGGAAAUGGAGGGACAGUACAAGACGAUGCAGUCAGAGAAUUACGCGUUGCGCGAGUACGUGAUUCACCUCCAGUCGCGCUUGCUCGAUCUUCAGACCGAAAUCCCUCAGCCGCCGCCCAAUGUCAACCUUCAGCAACCUGCACUCCCGCCUCCUUCGGUCCCGACAAGUGGUCCUGAAGCCCCGCCUAGCAAUGCGGGUGCUGGUCCUCUUGAGGCCGUUGCGCAGGCAGUGGCCGGUCUGCAGGCACAGGAGCAGCUUGCGCAGAGAGAUCAGUUCACAAGGCCCGAGGCGGUGACUAAGGAGGAGCCGCAACGUGAGCCUGAUGGACCCGUCGACCCAUCGCUACCGGAUGGCCUUCCGGCUCCGACUGCGUCCAUGUGA